AUGUCUUCAUCUUCUUCGUCAACGUGGUAUUCGUCAUCUUCGGGUGAGAAUGAAGCAUUUUUCGAAAACGUCAUUACGUACGCGGCUCAGAUGUUCAUGGAGGAGGAUGAAAACUCUGAAGCGUCGUCCCAACGACGAACUAGGAGAGCUAAAUUAAACCGAGACAAAGAAUAUAUAGUCGCUCACGAUAAACUAGUGGCCGAUUAUUUUGCCGACGAGCCUGUGUACACGGACGAGAUGUUUCGACACGACUUGGCCCAGUCUGAUCCGUUUUUCACACUGCGAUACGACGCUAGGGGGCAAAGGGGAUUCACUACUUUACAAAAAUGUACGUCGGCCGUUCGCCAACUGGCAUAUGGGUACGCACCCGAUGCGUUGGACGAGUAUUUAAGGAUGUCCGAAAGAACCACACAUGAAUGUAUGCACAGGUUUUCCGAAUGGGUCGUCAAAUUAUAUAGCAAGAAAUACAUGCGGAAACCAAACGCAAACGACGUUCAAAAAUUAUAUCAAGCACACGAACAAAGACAUGGUUUUCCAGGAAUGCUCGAGAGCAUUGAUUGCAUGCACUGGUCGUGGCAGAACUGUCCUACUGCUUGGCAAGGUCAGUAUACCCGGGGAGAUCAUGGUCAUCCCACUAUAAUUCUAGAGGCUGUUGCGUCACAAGAUCUCUGGAUCUGGCAUGCUUCUUUUGGUCUACCUAGUUCACUUAAUGACCUUAACAUCAUAUACCAGUCACAAAUAUUUGACAAUAUAGUGGCGGGAACAGGUCUAGACAUAAGUUUUACGGUUUUGGAGGUGGAAUACAGGCGGGGUUUCUACCUUGCAGAUGGAAUAUACCCAACGUACUCGAAAAUCGUUAAAACUAUUCCGCACCCGAUAGACGAUAAAAGACAGAAAUUUGCGAAGUAUCAAGAGGGUGCGAGAAAAGAUAUUGAACGGUGUUUUGGGGUUCUACAAAAAAUGGCAUAUCAUUGA
This is a messenger RNA of Helianthus annuus (common sunflower), 975 nucleotides long. RefSeq lists its product as uncharacterized. The record is from RefSeq and is a predicted model, not a curated record. The coding region runs from base 1 to 975 and encodes 324 amino acids. The transcript is spliced from 3 exons. Lineage: Eukaryota; Viridiplantae; Streptophyta; Magnoliopsida; Asterales; Asteraceae.